AGCGACUCUCUUCGUUUCUCUCAACGGACUUGUAACUCUACUCUAAUAUUUAUCUUGUGCUAUAACGAAUGUCUACGACAAUGGCUGCGGAAACUGUCCAAGAAAGACCCGCUGUUCCCGUCCGCACGGAGACCUCGAGACGAAACCGGCCACAGGUCGUCGGCCCAGAAUCCGGACCAGAGCCCCCUUUCCCAAUUCAACUAGAGGGCGCUGUACAGCAUGGAUUUGGGAGAGGUGGAAAGGAUCUAGGUUGUCCUACCGCCAACCUCCCAGAUGAAGCCCUACCAGCCAUGAGUGAAGUCACCCAGACGGGCGUGUACUAUGGCUAUGCUCGUGUAUACCCUCCCAAAGAUGCGGAUAAGGAAUUGAAGGAGGAGGAUGUGAAGGUGCUGCCCAUGGUCAUGAGCUUGGGGUGGAAUCCGUUCUAUAAGAACGAGCGAUUAACAGCGGAGGUGCAUAUCAUGCAUGAUUUCGCCUCGGAUUUCUACGGGUAUUACUUGAAGGCGCUGGUCCUUGGCUAUAUCCGACCGGAAUUAGAUUAUAUUUCUAGAGAGGCACUUAUAGAAGACAUUGAGACUGACAAGAAGGUUGCAUUGAACUCACUAUCGCGCCCCGCGUAUGAGAAGUUCCAAGCAGAUCCUUUCUUCCAAUCGUAGUGCACAGAGCCAGGAUAGACAUAAAUUAAGACAUACAGAUUCAGGACGGCUUGCGAUCCGGUGGCUUGAUAUCUUGGACUGCUAAGUGCUCCAGAGACUUAACCUCGGAUGACGAGACUUUGCGUUAUUCGAAGGAAUGGGCGUGUUCGGCCUAUCCUUCAGUUUCUUCUUUCCGUAUGUAAGAUGAAGAACAGCCCUUGAGUUCACUUCCUUCCCUUGCAGAGCGCGCAGCGCCUUCUCUGCAGUCUCUAUAGUCUUGAAAAUGAUCAAUCCGUGCAAAAGCUCGUCAUCCUUCUUCGCUGCGAUUACGUUGUUGAUGUAAGGCCAGUAUUUGUUCAGGGCUUUGUGCAACUCCGCACGAGUAGCGGGCAUAGGUUUAAAGUAUAGUCCACGGC
Messenger RNA from Gloeophyllum trabeum ATCC 11539, 1051 nucleotides. Its product is annotated as riboflavin kinase. The transcript has 5 exons. The coding region runs from base 69 to 656 and encodes 195 amino acids. Gene Ontology annotation, molecular function: riboflavin kinase activity. NCBI's taxonomy places the organism in Eukaryota, Fungi, Basidiomycota, Agaricomycetes, Gloeophyllales, Gloeophyllaceae. Gene Ontology annotation, cellular component: mitochondrion. The record is from RefSeq and is a predicted model, not a curated record. Gene Ontology annotation, biological process: riboflavin biosynthetic process; FMN biosynthetic process.